This is a messenger RNA of Arachis duranensis, 447 nucleotides long. Its product is annotated as uric acid degradation bifunctional protein TTL-like. The transcript is spliced from 4 exons. The coding region runs from base 1 to 447 and encodes 148 amino acids. NCBI's taxonomy places the organism in Eukaryota, Viridiplantae, Streptophyta, Magnoliopsida, Fabales, Fabaceae. The record is from RefSeq and is a predicted model, not a curated record.
AUGGAGCAAGCAGCUCUGUUCUCUUCGUUGGAGCACGCCACAUUAUUUGCAAGAGACUUAUGGUUCAACAAGUUACCUAUUAACUUAUGGCUAGAUGCAUUCGCUGUACAUAUGCACAUAGGUGAAGUUGUUAAUAAAGCGUCUGGAUCAAUUUUGAAGGAAUUGGCUCAAUUCAAACCAAAGUACCACAAGAAGUUUGGCUUUGGAUUCAUAACAAGUACAGACAAGAGACUAUUGUACCAAAUACCAGAGGAGGUGAAGGCACACUAUGAGAAUACUCUUAUUGUUGAACUUGAUAUUGUCUCGGGAGAAAUUCAUUCUUAUAGAAAGAAAACGUGCCCGACUCUAGGAACGUCUAUAUCGGGACAAGAUUUAAGAGACAACAGAAAAAAUAGGAGAGAUAGUUUAAGCUUUAAUGCAGGAAGAAGACGUUGGGCCCGACGAUAG